AUGCGGCUCACACUGGUGGCUGGCUCCAUCGCUGUUGGCCUCACCGCGAGAGGGCGGUUGCAGCAGCAGCAGCAGCACCGUAUACUGUCUGUGCCGCUCUUUGUUUCCGUGCGGAGGUACGUGAAUGCGCUCUACCGUGUUCCCCCGCAGCAUGUAGUGCCAACGCACAGCCCCAGUGGGGAGGAAAUUGACACGGAGUUGUUUGUGCGUCAAGUGAAGGAUCUCUUUGUGGCGCUGAAGCAGACGCAGUUGGUGGAGCAGAUCCACGAGAUGCGGGCGUGCCCGUACUAUGACUGCCUCUUCGCUGCGGAUAUUCUCUUCCAGCACUACGAUGUUGUUCUGCCCAUGCCCAAGUACGGCCGUGAGCACCGCAGCUCGGAGAUCAGCGAGACGCUGCGCUAUCUGCGUGCCUGCGGGGCGACGGGAGACUUCAAUCACAUCCUGCAGGACGUGAAGGGCGGCGCUGCGAGCGGCGGGGACUUCGUGUCGACCUCCCACGGCAUCCUCAUGGGUCACGGCACCGCGCGCACCAACAAGCUGUGCAUGAUGGCCCUCACCGGUGCUGCUGCCCCAGACGAGGCGGCCGCGGCGCAGCAACGGGCGUUGAACGUUGUGCCGAUUGAGAUGGCACCCGACGCGCCGCCGCUGGCCGAUGUGUUGGCCUUCGCUGGCAAGCGCACGCUGAUCGCGCAGGACACCGUGCACGGCCGCCACGCUGUUGAGGCGGCCUCGAGUGCGAUACGCAAAGUGCCGUGGCAGAUCCUGCGCGUGGAGCCAGGCUGCAGCUUCGUGUCGCACCUUUGCGGCGUGAACGCGGUGUACGACGUGCUGGUGGACCAAGACUUCCCCGCAUCGAUGGAGCGUAUCGGCGAGUGCGGCCUCAACCCGUUCCCAGUGGAGUGGACGGAGCCGCGCAAACUUGGCGUCACGAUGCGCAGCGUCUGUCUGAUUGCCCGCUUUGCGCGCGGUUCUAUGAGCGCCGGUGGCUACGCUGACAGCGAUGGCCACCGUGCGGCCUCCUUCAACUACAACACCCGAGGUGUGGCCCGCAACAGCAGGCUGGUGCACAACGGACACCGCCGCCACGGCGACAGUGGGGCACCGCUUGAAGCGCAGCUGCGCUCCGGUGAGCUGCCGGAGCCGGCGUACCAGCGGCCACCGCGAUAUGCGCCGCCAAUGCACCGCCACGGCGGUAUCGUGACGUCCGACUCGCAUCAGAAACACGACGAAGAGGAAGAAGUGGGAAGAGGCGUUGAACGGGGAGGAACAAGAGGAAGAGGGGCAUGA
Messenger RNA from Trypanosoma grayi, 1287 nucleotides. RefSeq lists its product as hypothetical. The record is from RefSeq and is a predicted model, not a curated record. Bases 1 to 1287 code for a protein of 428 amino acids. NCBI's taxonomy places the organism in Eukaryota, Euglenozoa, Kinetoplastea, Trypanosomatida, Trypanosomatidae. The transcript has a single exon.